AGAAUGCCUGCAGGACGAAGUGGUGUGCCAUUAUCUUAACUUUGUAAGACAGUUCGGGGUGCCAAGUGCCAAGUACAGCACGUCUGGGCUAAUUACACUUAGGAUGGGGUAUUUUGGGCAUGAGAUAUCUGUAUUUGGGCUGGAGGAGUUGGAAGAACUUGGUCCAAGACCAAAGCAGCAUACUCGACAUACUAGAUGUACGUGUUGUUGGCACUGUUGGAAGAUUAGGGCUUCGGACACGGACUACGGGCACGGAAUCCCCAGAAACUGAAACAGGCAUACAAAGAAAACAAAAAUAGAAAUCGGAAACAGGCAGCCUUGUAUGAAUCCUUGGCCGGAUCUGUGGGAGGACUACUUGAUGUACAGGAGAGCUAUUUAAUCGACGUGGUUGCUGCGUUGCUGUUGCUGCCGUUGUUGUAGCUGCUGCAGUUCUUCCCUUCGACCCUAGAGAGCACUACAGUACUACGGGUAUCACAACGAGAUAUAUUCCGUCUGAAUUCUUCUUCUGCGUCAAGACCAGAAUGCCAGACUCAACCUGCACCCUCCAAACAUGCCCCCUCAGCGCGGCCAUGAUCACCUACAUCCCCACGCUCCCCGGAAACGCGCUGUACCUCGCCCUCUUCGCCCUCAUGCUCGUCGCCCAAGUCGUCCUGGGCAUCUACUACCAUUUCUGGUCCUACCUGAUAGCAAUGUCCUGCGGGCUUGUCCUCGAAGUACUCGGAUACGUGGGCAGAUUGCAAUUGCACAAUAAUCCGUUUGAUUUUGACGCGUUUCUUCUCUACCUAAUCCCCUUAACCAUCGGCCCCGCCUUCUUCAGCGCCGCAAUCUAUAUCUGCUUCGGCCGCAUCGUCCUCAUCUACGACGCGCGCCUAUCAAGACUCAAACCGCGUGCGUACACGGGCAUCUUCGUCGCCUGCGACGUUGUCUGUCUUAUUCUCCAGGCGGCCGGGGGAGCAAUCACCUCCGUUGCGGACGAUGACCAGCGCAGCCUUCGUGAUACGGGGGUCAAUAUUAUGAUUGCCGGGUUGGCGGUGCAGGUUGCGUCGUUGGCGGCGUUUAUGGUUCUGUGUGCGGAUUAUAUGUGGAGGUUGAGGAGGGCAUCUCGGGGUGGUGAUAGGAUGACGCUGGGGAGAGAUAGGGUUAGGGAUACCUUGACCUGGAAGUGCUUUCUUUGGGGUCUCGCCAUCGCAACAAUCGGCAUCUUCAUCAGAUCGAUAUUCCGUGUCGCGGAAUUACAGGGCGGGUUCGAUAGUAAACUUGCCAAUGCGGAGAUUCCGUUUAUGAUCCUGGAGGGUGCGGUGAUGACUGUUUCCUGUGGUUGUUUGACGGUCUUCCACCCGAGGUUCUGUUUCCGACAGUGGAAGAAGGGGGAUGAAGAUGGGAAAUCAGUGGACAGCCGGAUGGGGAUUGGGAUGUUGAGUGUCACCGGAAAUAAGUAGAUUCCUCUCGCUGUUCUUGUUCACGAAUAC
Messenger RNA from Monascus purpureus, 1469 nucleotides. Lineage: Eukaryota; Fungi; Ascomycota; Eurotiomycetes; Eurotiales; Aspergillaceae. The record is from the annotation of a GenBank genome assembly.